Oncorhynchus kisutch (coho salmon) is the source of this 4804-nucleotide messenger RNA. Its product is annotated as APC membrane recruitment protein 2-like. Lineage: Eukaryota; Metazoa; Chordata; Actinopteri; Salmoniformes; Salmonidae. Gene Ontology annotation, biological process: regulation of canonical Wnt signaling pathway. Gene Ontology annotation, molecular function: beta-catenin binding; phosphatidylinositol-4,5-bisphosphate binding. The transcript has a single exon. The record is from RefSeq and is a predicted model, not a curated record. Gene Ontology annotation, cellular component: plasma membrane. The coding region runs from base 114 to 2105 and encodes 663 amino acids.
AGUACCAGGCUGCAGGACAGAGAGCGAGUGUGAGUGAGAGAGAGAGAGAGAGAGAGAGAGAGCGGAACAGAGGGAAACAGCAGGAGAAAUAGAGUGAUAGAGAUAGCUAGAAGAUGGAGGUGCAGUCAGAAUGCGUGGAACCUCCUCCACCUACUCCUUCUGUUCCCCCAUGCGACCCCCAACCUCCAGGGAAGAUCAACAAAGCAGCCUUAAAGCUGUUUGGAAAACGACGCUCCAGCUCCGGAAUGGCCAGAUUCUUCUCCUUCAGGAACAAAGAGGCCAAUGGGAAUGGGAAUUCCGAGAAUGGGAAUUCUGUGAAUGGGAAUUCUGUGGGGGCGGCUAACGAGCUCGUCAGGAGUAAAACGCAUGAUGGACUAACAAGCUCGGAGACAGAUGGACAGAGAGGGGAGGAGUCUGGAAUAUCAGAGGCGGGACAGGUGAGGUCUCUCAGCAAAUCACUGAGCUUCUUUUCGCUGCUCAGACGAGGAAGUGUGAGAGCUAAUGAGAAUACAGGGUUUGGAAGCAGGGGGAGGGGUUUAAAAGGCUUCUUUAGUAGUAUAAGGUGGCGGCGGAAGGAGAGAGUGAUGGAGGGAGAGGUGGGGGUAACUGAGGGGAGGGAGGUGAGAGAGGGAGAUGUGAUUCUAAAGGAGGAAGUGAAAGACGUCACUCUGACCCUUGAACCCCAGCCCCGCUCACCACAGGAGGAUAAUGGGAGCUUGGAAGCUGAGCUAAACACAGAAUCAGCGAGAACUUCUCCCGCAGACAACGCCACAACACCACUCACGCACUCUACUGCCAUGACGACAAACCUGUCAGAAUUCCCCUAUACACCAUCCCCUUCCCCUCUUCACUCUGCCUUUCACUCAAGAACCAAAACGUCCAUUUCCUCAGCAACGGCCACCCCCCCUCUGGAUCGGUGUGACCCCACCUCUGAACCCUCAGUGGACCGGCUCUGUUCACUCCUCUUCACUGACGUCACCUCGCUCAAGAGCUUUGAUUCGCUGACAGGAUGCGGUGAUAUCAUCGCAGACGCAGAGGAGGAGGUGGCAGGAAACGUGGGAGGAGGAAAUGGAGGAGGAGGAAGUGUCACCAGUAGUAGCAGUAGCAGUGGGGGAGGGGUAGUACGCAGCUCCCCAGCUAAAUCCUCCAUUACUAACCAUGCCACCCCUUCCAGCAUUACCCCUACCCCCACUUCCGCCCCUGCCCCCCUCCCAGCCAGGGCACGGCUGAUGCCCUCCCACUCUGCCCCGAUUCAGCAGCCCUCUGGCAGCGGCGUGGUGGCCUACAUGGGGGGUGGCGAGGAGAUGGCCAGCCCUGACGGGGUGGACGACGCAGACAUGCAGGGGCUCUGGCACAUGCUCCCCUCUGGGGGAGAUAACUCCCCCGCCCUCCCCCGACCCAGCUCUCACCCGGCUCCCCCCAGGGGUACAGAGCGGAAACCCCCCCAGGUCAAGUCUCUGGGACUCAGCAAGAUCCCUUUAGUGGGGGGAGGAAGGAUGAGUAAACUCCCCACUCAUGCUGCCCGUCAAACCUCUUUGCCCAAUGAGAAGGACACUAAGGAGGAGGUCCAGCCCCAACAGGAUGUCCCGGCCCUUAGAGACGAGGGCUAUUGGGAUACGCCCUCUGCAACCCCCACGGCAACGCCUGACGACGGCUUCCUGCGGAACCAGAGGAUUGGUUUAUCGCGUGACAGCUGCUCUGGCGACGCGCUGUACGACCUCUACAAUGAGGAAUUGGACAGAUCUGAUGAAGAGGAAGAAGAUCUGACAAGUACUCCUUCCCUCUCCACUGACGACUACAAACGCAGCGCUCCCUCCCAGACUACUCCUCCUUCCUCUUCCUCCUCUUCAUCGUUUCGCUCGAUGAAGGGAAGCACUAGCCUUCCCCGCGAGUCCAAAAUCCCUCUUAGUGUCAGACAGAACACACCCCCUCACUCGGUGAGCCAAUCAGCUCUUUCCACUGUCCUCACAGCCACUCCUCCCUCUGACACACCCACCCAAGCUCCUCCCCCAGCCCGGACCAGGAUCCCUGUCUCCAAGGUGCCAGUCCGUCGCCCUAGGAACAAGCCCGGCAACGCUACACGAGGGCCAGCCCCCAGGAAGUAAGUCUGGACGAGGCAGCCAUGGACUUUGAUGUCUUUGGUUAGAACUAGACAACAUCACUGGACUAGUGUGUAUGACAUUGCCGGACUGGUGUAUUGUGAAAUGCAUCAGACAAUGAUAAAGACUUGAAAGAGAGUGAUAGGAGCUCUAAACAACACUUCCAUUGGUUCUGGUGGGUCACGCCCCCAAAAGUUAAAGUUAAAAACAAAACAUCUACAUCACUGGACUUGUGUAUGCAGCAUCACUGGACUUGUGUAUGCAGCAUCACUGGACUUGUGUAUGCAGCAUCACUGGACUUGUGUAUGCAGCAUCACUGGACUUGUGUAUGCAGCAUCACUGAAAUUAUGUGUAUGGGACACUUUUAAAGACUUAAAGACAUUUUCGACAACUCUCAGCGCUUUUGAAUAUGUAAACAAUGGUCACAGAAUUCAACUGCACUGCACACCACUAGGAAUGACUAGAGAAGCUUUUCUUCUUCUCUUCUGUUUCUGAAACACAGAUUUUUACAUGAUACCACGUGUUUAAUCUAAUGACGGCCUAAUCUAAUGAAACAGUUUGUAAUAAUCUAAUUGUUAACUAAUUACCUCCUAAUCCCAGACUACAUUCACAGUCUCAAUCCUCAUCUACAUCUUUUUUAAUGCCGUUUAGCAGGCGCUUUUAUCCAAAGCGAUGUGUGCAAUUAUUUCUACGUAUGGGUGGUCCCGGGAAUCAAACCCACUAUUCUGGCAUUACAAGCACCAUGCUCAACCAGCUGAGCUACAGAGGAGCAAUACAGGACUAUUAAAGGCCCAGUGCACUACUUUUGUGAUUUAAAAAAAAACUAUUUUUGUAAUUUUCUUCAGCACCCCUACUUCCCGUGGCAAUGUGGGGUGUACUGUUGACUGUUCUUCUCCCAGUUCUAAAGUACCAGUGGAUAACAGUGGUGACAACAUUGCUAAAAACAAUCAGAAAGCAUUUAUAAAUGUAUUUUUACUAAGGUGUACAUGGAGAUCACCGGAUACAACACCUCACCUUGCCAGUGAACAUAACCAAGAAACAACAUCACAAAACGUAAUCGUCCUAAGUGAAUGACAAACACACACAUUCUCCUCUGGACCAUAUGUGCUCCACCACUCGAACAAGCAACUACUGUACUAUGAUGACCUCGCACUGGAGAAACAGCAGCAGGUUCAAUCUCUCUGGAAUUAACAACUAUAACAAACCAACCAAUAAAAACACGGAAUAAGUAACGCAAUAGUGAGACAGCAUUGAAGGAUGUUCCUCUACUGACUGAAGAACGACCACUGAACACUCCUCUCUUGCUGCAUGAGGUGCCUGGAACACAAGGCACUAGGUUCAGGGAACACAGUCUACACUAAGGACACACACCACGUCAAGGACUCUAUUUCACACAAACACACACACACACACACACACACACACACACACACACACACACACACGCACACACACACACACACACACACACACACACACACCAAGGAUUACUUUCUUCUCUACCAGGACACAUUAAUACAAUGAUUUUUUCUACUGAGUAAUUUGUUCUUCACUGGUUUUCAUACUCUUUUUAUAAGAUAAUGUUUCAUGAGACACCGCAAACAACCUUCACUGCGAACCCCCCCCCCCCUUCCCCUACUGGGCACAAACUGGUUGAAUCAAGUGUUUCAACGUAAUUUGUCAAUGUAUUGUGACGUGGAAUCUAUGUGGAAAAUAUCAUCCUGUUGUUUUGAAGGUGAAAUUUCAACCAGAGAAUAAUGGCAUCACGGUAACCAAAUUUCAACCAGAGAAUAAUGGCAUCACGGUAACCAAAUUUCAACCAGAGAAUAAUGGCAUCACGGUAACCAAAUUUCUACCAGAGAAUAAUGGCAUCACGGUAACCAAAUUUCAACCAGAGAAUAAUGGCAUCACGGUAACCAAAUUUCAACCAGAGAAUAAUGGCAUCACGGUAACCAAAUUUCAACCAGAUAAUAAUGGCAUCACGGUAACCAAAUUUCAACCAGAGAAUAAUGGCAUCACGGUAACCAAAUUUCAACCAGAGAAUAAUGGCAUCACGGUAACCAAAUUUCAACCAGAGAAUAAUGGCAUCACGGUAACCAAAUUUCAACCAGAGAAUAAUGGCAUCACGGUAACCAAAUUUCAACCAGAGAAUAAUGGCAUCACGGUAACCAAAUUUCAACCAGAGAAUAAUGGCAUCACGGUAACCAAAUUUCAACCAGAGAAUAAUGGCAUCACGGUAACCAAAUUUCAACCAGAGAAUAAUGGCAUCACGGUAACCAAAUUUCAACCAGAGAAUAAUGGCAUCACGGUAACCAAAUUUCAACCAGAGAAUAAUGGCAUCACGGUAACCAAAUUUCAACCAGAGAAUAAUGGCAUCACGGUAACCAAAUUUCAACAUAGAAAAAUCAGAUAUAAUACUCCAACAUAUCAAUGAUUAAUUUGCAGACAAACUAGAAUUAAAGCCAGAGUAAGUCAGUGGCACAGAUGGAACUAUCCAAGCAGAAGAUAAAUAUCUUUCAAAUGUUGAUAUUUGGUUGUGUUGACAAAAAAAUAAACACAAUUCAAUUUCACUUUCGAAAUACAAUAAAAAGCCGAUUAACUUGUUAACAAAUGAUAUGUUGGAUUCAUGUCUCCAACUCAACCAAAAAUACAGUGCCUUGCGAAAGUAUUCGGCCCCCUUGAACUUUGCGACCUUUUGCCACAUU